AUGGAUCCUUUCUCAGCAGAGGGUGAACUCAUCAACAUCCACAGCGCCUUCCACCAAGGCCAAUACCAAUCCGUCCUCGACUUCGACACCUCCGCGCUCUCCCCCGAAAACCACCUCCCCGCCCGCGUCCUGCAACUCCGCGCCAAAAUCGCCCUCGGCCAGUCCGACCAAGUCCUCGCCGAAAUCCAGACCGAAGAUGACACCCCGGACCUCGCUGCUGUGAAGGCGCUGGCGCAGCAUGCGGCGGGCGACGAGGAGAGUGCGGUGAAGGGCGCGCAGAAGCUUGUUGAGAAAUAUUCGGAGAAUGCUAGUGUGCUGGUUUGUGCUGGGACGGUGUUGGCGGCAUCGGGGAAGGAGGAUGAGGCGUUGGGGGUUUUGAGUAUGCAUCAGGGGAGUCUUGAGGCGGUCGCUUUGAUCGUUCAGAUCCAUCUACAACAGAACCGGACCGAUUUGGCAAUUAAGGAAGUGCAGGCUGCGAAGCGCUGGGCUCAGGAUUCGCUUUUGGUGAAUCUGGCUGAGUCGUGGGUUGGAAUGAGAGUUGGCGGCGAACAAUACCAAUCCGCAUUCUAUGUCUACGAAGAACUCGCAGCCGCCCCUAGUACUACUGCUGCGCUGUCGACUGUCGGUCAGGCCGUCGCGGAAUUGCACCUGGGACGGAUCCCCGAGGCUGAGGCUGCGCUGUCGGCUGCUCUGGAGAAAUACCCCGAUGAUGUGGAGUUGAUUGCCAACACGAUUGUGUUGAAUGUGUUGGCUGGGAAGCCGACUGAGGAGUUGGAGUCACGUCUUCAGCAGGUUCAGCCAUCGCAUACCCUUUUGUCCGAUAUUCAAGAGAAGAGCGAGCUUUUUGAUAUGACGGCUGCCAAGUAUUCUCCGCGGGUGUCUUCGUGA
This is a messenger RNA of Aspergillus glaucus CBS 516.65, 888 nucleotides long. RefSeq names its product putative Coatomer subunit epsilon. The record is from RefSeq and is a predicted model, not a curated record. Lineage: Eukaryota; Fungi; Ascomycota; Eurotiomycetes; Eurotiales; Aspergillaceae. Gene Ontology annotation, cellular component: COPI vesicle coat. Gene Ontology annotation, biological process: intra-Golgi vesicle-mediated transport; retrograde vesicle-mediated transport, Golgi to endoplasmic reticulum; endoplasmic reticulum to Golgi vesicle-mediated transport. Gene Ontology annotation, molecular function: structural molecule activity; protein binding. The coding region runs from base 1 to 888 and encodes 295 amino acids. The transcript has 5 exons.